AGAUAAAAAGUCCAGCUUAGUGACUGAAUUUCAAAUAUUCUCUUGUCUUCAACGCUAAAUUGUCACCAGUUCAGAUUAACAAGGCUGUGUUUGUGUCUGUAAGCAAUAUCGACUCGUGUUCAACAUCAUCAAAUUAGAAAGAACAUCAUUUAAAUUUUAUACUCUUAAACUAAAAUUCCUCUAAUAUUUUACAAAAAAUAGACUGCGAUCAAAAUGCAUUUUUUUUACAAUUUAUGUAAUGGUUUUAAACAAAUUUUGUUAUUUGUAAUCUACUUUUAUAAAGCCGCAUGGUUUAUAACUUAUCGUAAAGAAGGAUAUAAGGCGUUCAUACGUUAUAAAGAGCUUCUAUCGGAAGAAGAAUACAAGUCACAAGAACAAAUCAUCCAGGGACAAUAUAACAAGAUAAUUUAUUUUUAUGAAGAUGGUGGAAUUAACAUUAGAAUUUUUAGUCUUUCUUCUUACAUUCAAAUCAACUGGUAUGUUCUAAAGUUGAUUUUUAUGGGAAAAGCAGUGUCCUUUAAACCAAAAGACAAAAAGCUGGUCAAAGUGAAAAUUCCCGAGCAGAAAACAUUUGACAGAUUUCGUAAUGAAUUUGCGGCAACUGUGUCUACCUCAUAUUGGACAACUGAUCAUCAUGAACCAGCUUUUGUCAAUGGUUACUGUGAGUUUAUUGUAGCAGUUGAUGAUAUUGGCCUUAGUAAAAUUAAAGCUGCAAAGGGAGAAUUCGAAUGGAAAAAUGGAUUUAUCGUCUUUGAAAAUUUUCAGUAAAAUCUUUUUAAGUAGUCGGAUGCUAAAAUAUCUAAAUUUUAAUUUUGAUGCUUAAAUUUUGAUUGAUGCCAGGACUUUUACGGCCUGUCUUCCUAAGGUGAAUAAUCCUCAUUUUAGGAUUAUCUAUUUCUUCGAUGCGCGGAAAAUCUAAAUAAUUUUUUGUAUGAUGUAAUUCUACAUUGGGCUAGUUUAAGAAAAAAAAACUUUUUGUUGUUUAGUGAAUGUAGCGAAAAAAUAAUUUUAGUAUAUUAAAUUAUCCUAAAAUAAUUCUGAAGAUUAAUCGAAUUUAAAAUCUUUGUGGGACAAAGUUUUAACAUUUUAGAUUAAUUAUGUAAUAAUCUUUUAAUCAUGAUAAUCUUUUUUUGUGAAAUCCAUCGUCAAAAAAUUUAUUUUCUUCUCUAAUUCACCGUGCAGUUUGACAAUGUAAAAAAAAAAUUAUGGACUAACCUCGGAUUGAAAAAGUGGAUAAUCCACCUUAGUGAAACAGGCCGUUAGUUCUUCACGUUAAUCUCAGGGGUUGCUUAACUUUAUUGCUACAGAAAAUAAAUCUCAAUUGUCAUAUUUUAUUCUGAUAUAAUAGAACUUGAUUAAGACAUUUUAAAUAUUAAGUACUCAUAAGUUUAACGAAAUUUUUCUUAAAAAAGUUCAAUCUCUUAAAAUUUCUAAAGCAUUAAUAAUUCUUGGUCUAUUAAAAAAAACAUAACGGGAAGGACUGGAACUUCCAGGAAAGGUAUUAUAUCCAUAACCAUAAACGUAAACAUAACCAUAAAUGUAAACAUAAACAUAAGUGUGUGUGUGUGAAGUUAGCGGGAACAAGUUCUCAGAUCGAGUUGAAACUUUUUCAGAAUUACGUCCAUUUUACGUCCAUUUACGUCCCAAAUUUAAAUAUUUUCGUCCUACUUAAACAUUUAAACACAAUUCCUUAUUGUUUUAAUUAUGUUAUUGUUAAGUAUUAAAUAUGACAGCACAGAAAAAUUCAAAAACGCUAUUAACAGGCCAACAAAAGCUGCAUGAGAUUACACAUCGGCUUGAUGUUAGUGUUUUUGAUUCUUUAAUGUCAUGUGCCAUUUAGGUUAGAUAAUUAUUUUUUUUGUGAAAAUCAUAAGUUCCAUAAAUUGAGAUUUUUAAGUUUUAUUUGUCAAGAAAUUCUCUUAAAUUUAAUUUUUUUUUUGUAUAAAAUUGAAGAACAGGUUUUACGAAUUUGAGUAGGAUUUUAAAUUUUGUCCCUUCCCUUUCUUUAACUUUUUUCGUAAGAAUACUAUUUUUAAAGGGAUUUCGACCCAUUGGACCCUUUUUUGGAUGUCAUUGAUCCAAAGAACUCCACAAAACCAAAAAGCCUAUUUAAGAAGCUUUAUCAAAACAACUUAUGCCAAAUUAUAAUUUUUUUUUAUAAAAUAUCAAAAAUUCUUUUCGUUAAAAAUCAAUUUACACAAAUGGACCCACAUUGCGGACAAGGAGGGGGGGAGAGGGGGGUUUGUGUGAGAAAAA
Molecule: messenger RNA, 2256 nt
Organism: Chironomus riparius
Lineage: Eukaryota; Metazoa; Arthropoda; Insecta; Diptera; Chironomidae
Source: the annotation of a GenBank genome assembly